CAGGAUAUACUAGCAGCUAUAAUAAAAUUGAAACGAAAUGCGACACUCUAGCAGUAUAUAAAGUCUUGCUUGUAUGGGAUUAUCACUCAUCAUUAUUUGUAUUUCUAAUAAUGAAGCAAACAGUGAUGAGAAUGUUACUACAUUUUUUUUCUGUAUUAUUUGCUGUCCUUACUAUUUUGGUUUUGAUACAAGCUCAGGAUCAAUCAGGAUUCAUUAGCUUAGACUGCGGUCUACCUAAAGAUGUCAACUAUUCUUCGUUGGAGACAGGCAUAAAUUACAUUUCAGAGGCCAAAUUCAUAGAUUCAGGUGUAAGUAAGAGGAUACCUCCUACAGAGAUUAUUGUUAAACAACAACUAGAACAUGUGAGGAGUUUUCCUAAUGGAGUGAGAAAUUGUUACAGAAUAAAUGUAACAAGUGAUACUAAAUAUUUAAUCAGAGCUACUUUCUAUUAUGGUAACUAUGAUGAUUUAAAUGAUCCCCCAGAAUUUGAUCUUCAUUUUGGACCUAAUGUCUGGGAUACAGUGAACUUCCCCAAUGCAUCACUCGUCACAUUUAUGGAGAUCAUUUACACUCCAUCACUAGAUUACAUACAACCAUGUCUUGUUAACACAGGCAAAGGGACUCCAUUCAUUUCAGUUAUUGAAUUGAGGACUUUGAACAAUAAAGCUUAUGUCACAUAUUCAUCUAAAUCAAUUGUAUUAUCACUCUUCAGGCGAUUCAAUUUAGGUUCCAUCAGUGACAAAAGUUACAGGUACAAAGAUGAUGUUUAUGACCGCAUCUGGAAUCCUUUUAAAUCUGGUUUUAAACUAUUAAACAGCAGUAACAAUGAUCUAUUACUUCAGAAUAACUAUGCACUACCAGCAAUUGUGAUGAGCACAGCUGUUACAUCAUUAAAUCCCAGUGCCCCUUUAAAUUUUUCAUGGACAGCAAAUAAUGUAAAUGAUCAAUACUACCUUUACAUGCACUUUAAUGAGGUUGAAGAGCUGGCAGCAAAUGAAACUAGAGAGUUUAAUAUCACAGUGAAUGAUAGGUUUUGGUAUGGACCUGUGACAUCAUAUAUUACUAUAUUUAGUAGAGAACCUUUUCCUAGAGCCAAAACGUAUGAAAUUUCCCUCUUUAAGACAGAUAAUUCAACCCUUCCACCCAUAGCUAAUGCUAUUGAGGUUUAUAAAGUAAAAGACUUCUCACAGUCAGAAACUCAUCAGGAUGAUGUUGAUACUAUCAUGAAUAUCAAGAACACUUAUGGGGUGUCUAGAAAUUGGCAAGGAGAUCCAUGUGUCCCUGUGAAUUACAUGUGGGAAGGCGUAAACUGUACUAUUGAUGCCAAUAGCAUCCCAAGAAUCACAUCUUUGAAUUUGUCUUCAAGUGGGUUGACAGGGGAGAUAUCAUCUUCCAUAUUAAAGUUCACCAUAUUACAGUACUUGGAUUUAUCAAACAAUAGCUUAAACGGCCCUUUACCUGAUUUUCUGACACAACUGCGGUCUCUAAAAGUCUUAAAUGUGGGGAAGAACAAACUUGUAGGGUUAGUCCCAAGUGAACUCCUCGAUAGAUAUAAAUCAGGUUCACUAUCACUGAGUGUGGAUGAUAAUCCUGAUCUUUGUAAGACGGAAUCUUGCAAAAAGAAGAACAUUGUAGUACCACUUGUUGCAUCUUUUUCAGCAUUAGCUGUAAUUCUUUUGAUUUCUCUUGGAAUUUGGUUGUUUAGAAGACAAACAGAUGAAGUUACAUCUCCAAAUUCUGAAAGGGGUUCAAUGAAAUCAAAACACCAAAAAUUCACUUAUACUGAAAUUCUCAAUAUUACUGAUAACUUCCAAACUAUUAUUGGAGAAGGAGGUUUUGGAACAGUUUAUUUUGGCAUUCUACAAGAUCAAACUCAAGUCGCUGUUAAGAUGCUUUCACCAUCAUCAAUGCAAGGUUAUAAGGAAUUUCAAUCAGAGGCACAACUUCUAACGAUUGUUCAUCAUAGAAAUUUGGUCCCUCUCCUUGGAUAUUGUGAUGAAGGUCAAAUCAAAGCAUUGAUUUACGAAUACAUGACCAAUGGAAAUCUCCAACACUUGUUAGUAGAAAAUUCAAAUACCUUAAGUUGGAAUCAGAGGCUUAACAUUGCUGUUGACACAGCCCAUGGAUUGGAUUAUCUGCAUAAUGGAUGUAAACCACCUAUCAUGCAUAGAGAUUUGAAGCCUUCCAACAUACUACUUGAUAAGAACUUUCAUGCAAAGAUUGCUGAUUUUGGUCUAAGCAGAGCUUUUAUUAACGAUAAUGAUUCUCAUAUAUCCACACGCCCUGCUGGUACAUUUGGUCAUGUUGAUCCAGAAUAUCAGAGAACAGGAAACACAAAUAAAAAAAAUGAUAUCUACAGCUUUGGGAUAAUUCUAUUUGAGUUGAUCACUGGCCAAAAAGCACUUGCACAAAGAGCAUCCGGAGAAAAAAUUCACAUACUUCAAUGGGCUAUUCCUAUAAUCGAAAGCGGGAAUAUUCAAAACAUAGUUGAUAUGAGAUUGCAGGGUGAAUUCAGCAUUGAUUCUGCGUGGAAAGUUGUAGAGAUAGCCAUGUCAUGCAUUUGUCAAACUGAAACUGAAAGGCCAGACAUAAGCCAAAUAUUGGCAGAGCUAAAGAUAUGUCUCUCUUUGGACAUGGUUCAGUGUGGAAGCACAAGAUCUAGAGAUGAAUUGGUUUCUUUAGCUAUUGAAUCAGAAACCGCUAUUUUAGCUAGAUAACCAUCAUUUAUGAUAAUAUUUAGGCUCAAAAUGCAAAUAUGUCUCGUUUUGGUUUUAGUCCCUGCAAAUUUUUUUUGUUGUUUUUGGUCCCUGCAAAUAUGUCUCAUUUUGGUUUUG
Molecule: messenger RNA, 2834 nt
Organism: Medicago truncatula (barrel medic)
Lineage: Eukaryota; Viridiplantae; Streptophyta; Magnoliopsida; Fabales; Fabaceae
Product: probable LRR receptor-like serine/threonine-protein kinase At1g05700
Exons: 13
Coding region: 111-2717 (868 amino acids)
Biological process (GO): protein phosphorylation
Molecular function (GO): protein kinase activity; ATP binding
Source: RefSeq, a predicted model, not a curated record